Messenger RNA from Lynx canadensis (Canada lynx), 2826 nucleotides. RefSeq names its product major facilitator superfamily domain containing 4B (gene SLC60A2). Lineage: Eukaryota; Metazoa; Chordata; Mammalia; Carnivora; Felidae. The record is from RefSeq and is a predicted model, not a curated record. Gene Ontology annotation, biological process: transmembrane transport.
AGGUGGGGAGGUGGCGCCAGCGGGGACGGCCGGGCCUGGAGGGGCGGGGCCUGGCUCAGCUCCCAGUUCCCGAGGCUCGGCUGAGAAGCCGGGCGGCAGCAGGACUGCUUCUCCCGAGCCGCCGAGCUGGAGCUGGAGCUGGAACUCCGCGGGGCCGGGGCCCCGGGUGCCGGGCAGCGGCUCCUCCAGGCCGAGGCCGCGGCGGAGAAUGAGGCGGUGGCGGGUUCCCGGCGGAGCCGCCGGGCGGGAAGCAUGCUGCGCUGGUUCAUCACCGUGAUCCUGUGUGCUGCCUUCCUGGGUCUGGGAAUGAGUGUUGCUAUACUGGGACCCACAUUUCAAGAUCUGGCAACAAAUGUGAACCGCAACAUUAGCAGUCUUUCUCUGAUUUUUGUGGGCCGUGCCUUUGGCUAUUUGAGUGGCUCUGUGAUUGGCGGAGUUCUUCUUGACGCCAUGAAUCAUUUUCUACUCUUGGGGGUGUCAAUGUUGGCCACGACAGUUGGUCUCUAUCUUGUUCCAUUCUGUAAGACAGCGGGAUUACUGAUUGUCAUGAUGUCCAUCUUUGGUGUUUCAAUUGGCAUUCUGGAUACAGGUGGUAACGUCCUAAUCUUGGCCAUAUGGGGGGACAGAGGAGCCCCACAUAUGCAGGCCUUACACUUCAGUUUUGCCUUGGGUGCCUUCUUGGCUCCACUACUGGCUAAACUGGCAUUGGGCACAACGGGGUCUGCUGACAACCACACAGAAGCUGACUCUCACAGUUCUCUCAACCAGUCGUCUGAAGCUGACUCAGAAUCUCUACUUGGAGUACCUGACAAUCUGAAUUUACUGUGGGCUUACGCUGUUAUCGGUACCUACAUUUUUGUAGUUUCUGUCUUUUUUUUGGCUCUGUUUUUGAAGAAAAGCUCAAGGCAGGAAAAAAACAAAGCAUCAGCUCAGAGGUCUCGGAGAGCGAAAUAUCACAACGCCCUCCUGUGUCUGCUUUUUCUGUUCUUCUUUUUUUAUGUGGGGGCCGAGGUAACCUAUGGCUCUUACGUUUUCUCGUUCGCGACCACCCACGCCGGCAUGAAGGAGAGUGAAGCAGCUGGGUUGAACUCCAUCUUCUGGGGGACCUUUGCGGCCUGCAGGGGCCUGGCAAUCUUCUUUGCUACGUGUUUACAACCUGGAACCAUGAUUGUGUUAAGCAACAUCGGCAGCCUGGGGUCAUCUUUACUGCUGGUGCUUUUCGACAAGAGCCCAGUUUGUCUCUGGAUAGCAACGUCAGUGUAUGGGGCCUCGAUGGCAACCACAUUUCCCAGUGGUGUUUCUUGGAUUGAGCAAUACACCACUAUCCAUGGGAAAUCUGCAGCUUUUUUUGUAGUUGGUGCUGCCCUGGGAGAAAUGGCUAUUCCUGCGGUAAUUGGAAUUCUUCAAGGAGAAUACCCUGAUUUGCCUGUAGUUUUGUAUACCUCUUUGGGGGCAUCGAUAGCCACUGCUGUUUUAUUUCCUGUGCUCUAUAAACUCGCCACCUCACCUCUCGAUCAACAGCGGAAAGAACACAGAAAAAGCGAGGACCAGAAAGCUUUGCUUUCUAGUUCUGAGCUAAAUGACUACGAGGAAGACAAUGAAGAAGAAGAUGCAGAAAAAUGGAACGAAAUGGAUUUUGAAGUGAUUGAAAUGAAUGAUACAAUGAGGAAUUCCGUAAUAGAGACAUCUAGAAAUAUUCUGACGGAGCCCUUAGCUGAAGUCUCCAGUCACUCCCACUCCAGUGCGGUGGUGUUGGAGUCCUCUCCAGUUAAUACUGGCAAGUCCCCUGUGAAUCACUUGCAAGAAACCAGGCUAAAAGGGACUAACACCUAGAGAAGAUGGAUUAUUUACUGACCUCCUUGAAUAGUCUCCAGUUCUAAAGAAGCCAGUCAGAGCAGAGCCUUAACGGAUUUUCAAAAUGCUUUGGGGAAUCAAAAUUUCUAGCUCAGAGUACGUUUAGCAAAUGCUAAAAAAAGUUUUGGGAGGUUCUGUAAUUCCCAGACUUUUCCAUAAAGAACAAAUGGUCUCAUACAGCAGGAUCUUGUUGUGAGGCUAGUGUUUGGCACGUGGCUGAGUCAGUAAUGUUUUAUGGUCUCCAUCCCUCAGAGCGUGCAAAGAAGGUGUUUGUUGUUGAGAGGUUGGGUGCCAUUCUAAAUAGCGUGUGAAACCGUCUAGCAGUUGAAUCGAUGAGCCGAACAAAUGAUCAGUCAUCAGUAUUCUGCCAGGGAAGUUGACGAGUGUCGUUUCAUAAAAGAGCAACUUUGCAAGUGGACAGGGAUUUUUUUCAUUGCUUUGCCCUCUCUGUAGUAGCGCACCAGAAAACGCUAAUCCUCAUUUGAUUUCUGAUUUCUGAUUUCUAUGAAGAGAACACAGAACGGGACCCGAGAGACCUGGCUUCAAACCUUGACUGCUGCUUCCUACUUAACUGGUCCUGCACUCAGUCACUUAACUUACGCAGGCCUCAUUUAUCUUCUCUCCUGACCUGUGAUUCCAAAAGUGAAACUGAGGUGGUUUUCAAACUAGGAAUCCAUAAGUUUUUUUAUUUAAAGUAUAUGCAAGGGGAAAAAAAAAAAACAAAACGUUUGUGCAAGAUGUCUGUUAGAAAUUAAUGUAAGUGCCAUCCAUUCUUCCUUUCAAAUGAGAAAUGAAGCAAAGUUGAUAGUUUUAAGCAUAGUACCAAUUGUGAAUACGUGUCAGUUUCAGAGACUCCAUGUUUAAUAAUGAUUUGCAAAACACAUUUUUAGUAUUUCAUCCAUUCUAAGAUGCACCUUUUUUUCCACAUUUAUUUUCACAUUUUUUUUAUAUAUAUAUGAAAUUUAUUGACAA